AUGGAUGAUGCUAAUCCAUGGGUGGCAGAAAGGGGGAAUGCGGAUAGUAAUUUCAGAUCGAGGGAUUACUGGAAUAAUACGGAAAUACAUAAACAAGCUUCAACAAAGGCUGGCGAGUGGUAUCAGAUAGAAAAGAACUUGGAUGAGAUAGGACAGAGGCAGCGUCGGCCGUCACAGAGAAAUGUCAACAUCUUUAGAUGGUCCUCGAAAGAGAGCAAUAAAGGCCAGCAAAGCAUGGAAAGACUAAGAAAGAAAAAGCAGCAGGAAGAGAAGAUUCAACGGAAAGUUAAUCCGAAGUUACUUAAUGCAGCAUUUGUGGAAGCUCGGAAAAUCAUCGACGAGAGGCAUCAGAAGGAGGAAUUGGAAAGAGCACGGUUAGCCAAAGAGCGCGAAGAAAGAGAGAGACGAUUAAAGGAACAGAAAAGGCAGAAGGAUCUAGAAGUCAAGCGAUACGAGGUCAAAUUGGAAGGAUCUGAAAAGAGUAAGAAGAAAAAAGGAUUUUUGCAGACAUUAUUUGGCCGCAAGUCGAAGAUCUCCAAGGAUCAUCUAUCGAACGAUGCUGUGAAGGAAGAUCCUAAGGUUCCUGAGCAUGACGAUUUUCUAGCAUUUUCAAAGAAAUUAUCUACCAAGAGUGAGAACACAGAUUAUGACUCUGACUCUAACUCUGAAUCUGAAUCUAAAUCCGGAUAUGAAGAUGGAGCAGAAAGAGGUUAUGAUGAGUUGGGUGAGGUUGGUAACUCAUCAUUUGAUCAGGACCCCCAGUGUACUCAAGAUCUUAAAUCUCCGUCCUUACCAGAAUCAUCGUCCGGAGAUACCAUAUCUAAUCACGUGAUUAUCUCGGAAGCCAGUGAUUAUUUUUCUCCCAAGACAACGUCGACCGACUCCUCCUCCUCUUCCUCCAGCUCCGAGUUUGGAGAAUUCAAUCAGCAUCUAACCACUUAG
Molecule: messenger RNA, 942 nt
Organism: Brettanomyces nanus
Lineage: Eukaryota; Fungi; Ascomycota; Pichiomycetes; Pichiales; Pichiaceae
Exons: 2
Coding region: 1-942 (313 amino acids)
Source: RefSeq, a predicted model, not a curated record